Messenger RNA from Solanum stenotomum, 3546 nucleotides. Its product is annotated as probable LRR receptor-like serine/threonine-protein kinase At3g47570. The transcript has 4 exons. The coding region runs from base 1 to 3546 and encodes 1181 amino acids. Gene Ontology annotation, molecular function: protein kinase activity; protein binding; ATP binding. NCBI's taxonomy places the organism in Eukaryota, Viridiplantae, Streptophyta, Magnoliopsida, Solanales, Solanaceae. The record is from RefSeq and is a predicted model, not a curated record. Gene Ontology annotation, biological process: protein phosphorylation.
AUGGAGAAAGCAUUCACAUCAUUUCUCUUAACAAUACUCUUGUUGGUUCAAUAUGUUAUGGCUACUUCAGCCAUGACUCAUACAAACAUUUCCACGGAUCAAUUAACUCUUCUCUCUAUGAAAUCACAAAUUAUUUCAGACAUCUUGGAUGAAAGCUGGUCUCCCGCUACUUCUAUUUGCCAUUGGAUAGGAGUCACUUGUGACUCUCGUCACGAGCGAGUGAAGUCCUUGAAUCUUUCCAACAUGGAUCUUACCGGCAAAAUUCCGAAAGAUUUAGGAAACCUUACAUUUCUUGUUUCUCUUGACUUGAGUGGCAACAAUUUGCAUGGAAAUUUGCCUCAUGAAAUGGCAAACUUGCGUCGGCUUAAGUUUCUUGAUUUAAGUUUGAACAACUUCAUAGGGGAGAUUCCUUCUUGGUUUGGAUUCUUACAGAAACUUGAAGUUCUAAAUCUUGGUAAUAAUAGCUUCAGUGGUACCAUUCCCACUACAGUUUCUAAUAUUUCUAAGCUAGAAACUUUGUGUUUGACAUCCAAUUUCUUAGAGGGUCAAAUUCCAGAGGAAAUUGGAAAUCUUAAAAACCUGAGGACUUUAGACUUGAGUGGAAACAAGCUCGUAUACUCUAUUCCUCCGUCACUCUUGAAUGCCUCAAGGUUGGAGAUUUUAGACAUAUCUGCCAAUUUACUUGAAGGAAACAUCCCAAUAGGGAUUGGCAAUCUUCACAACCUGAACUGGUUGUCCAUGGAACGAAAUCAGCUUAUGGGUUCUAUUCCAUUCACAAUAUUCAAUAUUUCUAGAAUUGAAGUCAUUAGAUUUUCAGAUAAUAGCCUAUCAGGAGAUCUUCCCAAUGGUUUAUGCAAUGAUCUUCCAAUACUCAAAGAGCUUUAUCUAUCCAGAAACAAGCUUCAUGGACAUAUGCCUACAAGCUUGUCAAAUUGUUCACAACUUCAAAUAUUGUAUUUAUCGAUAAAUCAGUUUGAUGGACGAAUACAUAGUGAAAUUGGAAGAUUGAGUAACUUGCAGAUAUUGCAUCUCAGAUCUAACCAUUUCACAGGGAUAAUUCCACAAGAAAUCGGAAAUCUUGUUAAUUUGGUGGAGUUAGGCGUGGCGAAAAACCAGAUUACCGGCUCUAUCCCGAUCUCCAUAUUCAACAUCUCCUCGUUGCGACUUGUUUCACUAUGGAGGAACAAUCUCAAGGGAUCCUUACCACGGGAGAUUGGUGAAAUACCCAAAGAGAUAAGAAAUCUCGUUGAGUUGGAGAAACUUGGUAUGCAGUUUAAUAGUUUUAGUGGUUCACUUGAUAUGGAGAUGUUUAACAUAUCAGGGAUGAGAGCAAUUGAUUUUUCAGGCAAUAAUCUAUCAGGAACUCUACCACCAAACAUAGGUUCUACCUUACCCAACAUUGAAGGACUUUAUCUGCAUAGCUUAACCAAUCUUGUUGGGACUAUUCCUCAUUCUAUCUCCAAUUGUUCAAAGCUUACUAAUCUAGAGCUUUCACAAAACAAACUCACAGGAUUGAUUCCCAAUUCUCUUAGAUAUUUGACUCAUCUACAAUACCUAAACUUGGGGGGAAACAAUUUAACCGGUGAUUCAUUUUUAAGCUUCCUCACCUCCUUAACCAAUUGCAGAAAUUUAAAAUAUCUUAAUCUAUCUUUCAACCCUCUAAAUGGCAUGCUUCCAGUAUCCGUAGGGAACUUCUCCAUAUCUCUUAUAAAGUUUGAUGCCAGUGCUUGCAACAUCAAAGGCAAGAUUCCAAAUGAAGUUGGAAACUUAAGCAGCUUAUUAGACCUUGAUCUUUCUUAUAAUAACUUGAUUGGAUCAAUUCCUACAUCAAUUCACAACUUGAGAAACCUUCAGCGUAUGUAUUUUCAGUACAACAAACUUACUGGAUUUAUUGGAGAUCAUAUAUGUAAAUUGAAUCAUUUGGGUUUGAUACACUUGACUCAAAAUCAACUUUCAGGAUCUAUUCCGAAUUGUUUAGGGAAUGUUACUUCUCUUAGAGAGAUACAUAUAGGUUCCAAUAAAUUGAGUUCCAAUAUACCAACAAGCUUAGUAAAUCUUAAAGAUUUAGUGGUUCUUGACUUAUCGUCAAACAACAUGGUUGGAUCUUUACCUCUGGAAAUUGGAAAUCUAAAGGUUGUGACAUAUAUGAAUCUGUCAAUGAAUCAAUUCACAAAUGGAAUUCCUAGAGAAAUUGGUGGGUUGCAAAAUCUGAUAUAUCUUUCUUUGCGACACAACAAGUUGCAAGGAUCUAUACCUGACUCAAUGAGCAACAUGGUAGGUUUGGAAUUUCUAGACAUUUCUCAUAACAAUAUAUCGGGAACUAUUCCCAUGUCUUUCGAGAAACUACAAUACCUCGAGUGUUUCAAUGUUUCAUUCAACAAGUUGCACGGUGAAAUACCCUCGGGGGGUCCUUUCAAGAGCCUAUCCAGUAAAUUUUUCAUCAACAAUGAAGCAUUGUGUGGUUCUUCAAGGUUUAGUGUCCCGCCAUGCCCCACAUCAUCAAAGCACAGAUCAAAUAGGAAAAAAAUGCUUGUUCAAUUUCUUGUGCUGGGAAUAGCACUUGUAUUUGUUCCUAUUGCCUUUGUGUUCCUAUGGAUAAAGUAUGGAAUAGGUAAAAGAUCUCCUCAACGAGCUGAUUCAUUGUCUAUCGUGACAACAGAAAGAAUUUCAUACUAUGAACUGCUCCAAGCUACUGAUUUGCUUAGCGAGAGUAAUCUGAUUGGCUCUGGAAGUUUUGGCUCUGUUUACAAAGGUGUUCUCAGAAGUGGGACUGCCAUUGCAGUUAAAGUGUUCAAUCUGCAACUGGAAGCGGCAUUCAAGAGUUUUGAUACAGAAUGUGAAGUUUUGCGCAGCCUUCGCCAUAGGAAUCUCGUGAAAGUCAUCACUAGUUGCUCCAACCUUGAUUUUAAGGCUUUAGUGCUCGAGUAUAUGCCUAAUGAAAGUCUUGACAAGUAUUUGUAUUCGCACAACUACUUUCUAGACAUCAGGCAGAGACUAAGCAUUAUGAUAGAUGUGGCAUGUGCGUUGGAGUAUCUUCACCAUGGUUGCUCCUCGCCUGUGAUUCACUGUGAUCUGAAGCCUAGUAACGUCUUGCUGGAUGAGGAUAUGGCUACCCACCUAAGCGACUUUGGUAUUUCAAAACUGCUCGGUGAAGAUGAGAGUGAUUUAUACACUAAAACCUUAGCAACAUUCGGCUAUAUUGCACCGGAGUAUGGAUUUGAUGGACUGGUGUCAGUAAAAUGCGAUGUCUAUAGUUACGGGAUUAUGUUGCUGGAAACAUUUACUAGGAGAAAGCCUAGUGAUUUUGAGGGAGAUCUUAACUUGAAGCAAUGGGUGAGUUAUUCACUCCCAGAGGUAGUAAUGGAUGUUGUAGAUGCCAACUUGGUAACACCAUUGGAUAAUCGCUUACAGAAGAAGCUAGAUGUUGUUGCAUCAAUCAUGAAAGUGGCAUUAGAUUGCUGUGCUGAAUCUCCGACAAGAAUGACAAACAUGAAAGAUGUUGUAGGGAUGUUACAGAAGAUAAAGAUUCAACUUCUUGCAUGCUGA